AUGGCAGAUGCAGCACACGCGUAUCUUCCUGUGCACUUCGCUUUGAGGUCUCGCGUGGUCAGCCCCAUCAACAUCCCGCCUGUUGUUACCCAAUUGCCGGGCGGUAUUUCCGCACAACUGCUUGAAGUCGACGAUACUUCUCAAACAGAUCCUACGGAACCCACGGAAUGGGCUUCGCAAGCGUCGUCCUUAGCCGUUACCGCGAAGGCGUACCACCGCGUAUAUCGCGAGGGGCAUCUUUUGUCUAUCGUGACCGGACUCUGUGCGGCGCUCCUCUCAGAGAUAUACACCACGACAUCGGGCUACUGUUCUCCGGAUGUGCGCAAGCGGCUCAAGUAUCGUUCAUCUCCGCUCUCAGAUUUCGACGUCGUCAGGGGCUCUGUGGUCGUGGACGCCUGCGAUCGGUUCGCGUACAAGCGCCGCUCAGACGGAUCUUACCACGGGGCGAGGACGUCUAUCUCGACGUCGGACUUUACACGUUCAACUUCUGCUCGAUGGUCUCAAGUGCACCACAUUGUGUUGGACACGGUCCCGGUCUUCUUCGUUGACCGCGAGUUCCGCGAUGCGUCAGCGCCGCUACGUACCGAACACAAGCGCACUUCGGCACUGCGCGACUCUAGACCUCACCAGGUCGCGCUCGCCGCUGUUGACGGCCUGUGUAUGGAGGAGCUCGAGCUCGUGGCGGGGUUCAUAGAGACUGUUUCUGGACGAAGGAUUCCGCAAGAAGAGGUGGGCGCAGCAUGCACGGUGUUGAUGGAAGCUUGCGAGAUACUGCAAUAUGUCCUCGAGCAUCGGCUAUGGCGGGAGUACCCUAAUACACCUGACAGAUAUCUCCACACUGAUCCCGGGGAGUGGGACGGCUGGGAGGAAAUUCCCGUGCCGAAGCGGAAGAAGAAGCGAAACAAGAGAGAUCCUCGUCCUGGAGGAACCCCGUAA
Molecule: messenger RNA, 936 nt
Organism: Phanerochaete carnosa HHB-10118-sp
Lineage: Eukaryota; Fungi; Basidiomycota; Agaricomycetes; Polyporales; Phanerochaetaceae
Exons: 3
Coding region: 1-936 (311 amino acids)
Source: RefSeq, a predicted model, not a curated record